AUGCCUCGACGCUCUGGUCAUACUUCGGAGGAGAGCCCUGCUCCUCGGCGCACAAGCGCGCGAAUCGCUGCUGUCCAAGCAGCAUCGCCGGCAAAGUCUCCUGUUAAGUCACCAAGACGUAAGCGGCAGUCAGCUGAACCGACGAAGAUAGCGUCAGAAGAUACGGAGUCUCAACAGUCGCAAAUCAAGAGUGAAGGUAGCACUGAAGAGAUUAACGGUUUGGACACCAGCUCCUCCACCAAAGACCGGGAUUCCGUUGCAGACUCACAAGAGUUACCGUCGAAGAAAGCCAAAGUGGACAUAGAAACAGAAAAAUCUGUCGACGUCAGUGAGGCUACUCCCAAAAAGUCGGAAGUCAGUGAAAUUGCCCCAGCAGUUAUUGAGAGCACUCCCACAAUAUCAACAGGAAUCAGCGAACUUAUCCCAAAAGUACCAGACGAGGUCCCACCAACAGAAACUGAACCACCAGUGAAUGAGGCCCCUGCUCCCAUCAUUACAGAAGCGAUAGAUUUCGAGGUUGUCGAAAAGACAGAUGUCCCCGCUGCCGACAGCGCUGAAGUUGAGGCAGCCGUAUCCGUCCAAGGAGAGGAUGGUCAACUCUUAGUAGGGUUCGUUCAAGUAGAUAAAGAUGAGCUCCCUUCGGCAACAAGCCUGGAAGUCAAACAGGUGACUCCGUCAGAACAGCCCGCGGAUCAUAUAACGGGACGCGUAAUAGAGGAUGCUCCAACUGCUCAUGUCCAUUCACUCAACUCAGUAAAUGGAGACAGCAAACACACGGCGCCCUUAGACGUGCCACCGACCACCGAACAGAUAGAGCCAGAAAUCCAUAGCAAACUGCCUGCCAUCAUUGAAACAGCAGUACAGCCCUCCUCGACUCCAGCUGCCGGAGAUGGUGCCGUCGUAGAUGCUAUCAGUCCUGAAAUGAUUCCUCAAUAAUUCCCGGUUCUAACCCUGUUUGAUUUCCAUUAAUGUUUUUAUUCGAGUAUUCUUCACUACAAUGAUUCCCUUCCCCAUGUGUCCAGGGUUUGUAACGCUCCUCAGAGAACAAGUCUAUUCGGUUGUUCGCGUUGUUGUUGGUGCUCGUUACAGUUAGAGCGCUCGCGCCGUUCAUCUUCAACUUACUCUGUCGCAUACAUAUCCCCGUGUUUCCAUCCCCAGAACACAGUCUAGCGAAUAAGUGCAUACGAGCUAUGUAUAUCAAUGCUAUUGUACGAGCCAUAACUGCGAUCGAGCUGCUAGUCGCGCGCGGGUGCGCCAUUUGUUAACCAAACACACUAUUUCACAUCCGAUACGUUAUUUGGCUUCACCUUGUUCAUAUUCAUCUGUGUGCGCGAAGGGUUUUCUAUCCUUCCUAUGUGUAUGUUGUCCGAACUGAAAAUUUUUUCAACCUUUUGCCCUUUUCCAUGGUUAAAUAUUUUAUAUCCACAUUGCAAUAGCGUUAUUACUACCAUCACCAUUGUUACGCGUAAUGUCACGGUCCAUCUGCAUUUGGUUGUUAAUAGAAUUGUACUUCGGAGUAAUUAUUUUCCCAUUCGACGUCUAUGAACAUUCUGUGGCGAAAUCCUGCAAUUUUCGAUGUUUCCGCGCGUUGUAUUCUAGCUUAUAUGUCUACAGCUCCACUUGAGCCACAUCCUUGACACAGAAUUCGGUCGUUAAGGCAACAGUCACAUCCCAUGCAGUUUGAAUAAUGUAGUUUUGCACACGAUCAUCACAUGCGUACUUUCCUGCAUGCUGCUUGCAACCAAGGUCCGGCCUCCGUAUUCCAUUUGGCCGUUGUGAGAAAUGCCCCCGAUAUAAGCUGUCCAUUCUACCAUCGUGUUACACGUG
This is a messenger RNA of Opisthorchis viverrini, 1827 nucleotides long. RefSeq lists its product as hypothetical. Bases 1 to 936 code for a protein of 311 amino acids. The record is from RefSeq and is a predicted model, not a curated record. The transcript has 4 exons. Lineage: Eukaryota; Metazoa; Platyhelminthes; Trematoda; Opisthorchiida; Opisthorchiidae.